Colossoma macropomum (tambaqui) is the source of this 2728-nucleotide messenger RNA. RefSeq names its product UDP-glucose pyrophosphorylase 2a (gene ugp2a). Gene Ontology annotation, biological process: glycogen metabolic process; UDP-alpha-D-glucose metabolic process. NCBI's taxonomy places the organism in Eukaryota, Metazoa, Chordata, Actinopteri, Characiformes, Serrasalmidae. The coding region runs from base 262 to 1782 and encodes 506 amino acids. Gene Ontology annotation, molecular function: UTP:glucose-1-phosphate uridylyltransferase activity. The transcript is spliced from 10 exons. Gene Ontology annotation, cellular component: cytoplasm. The record is from RefSeq and is a predicted model, not a curated record.
GGAGGAGCGGGGUGGGGGGGGUGUCGAGCGCUGUGGCGCGCGUGCACGGAGCGCGAGCCCCCCCGUUAAAACAGCACGGCUUUAACAGGAAAAGUGCGCAGAUCCGUUUAGUGAAUCCGGCGCUGCUGAGCUCGUUUAAAGAGCUGAACUCUCCCGUCGUGACUCGGACACACAGCCUCGACCGCGCGCUGACUCCGACCCGGACUCCCCUCGGUCUCAUCACAGCGUUCUGACUCGCACAGCUCCGAGGCUCCGAUCAGCAUGUUGGUCGCCGAGUUGAAUCGAGGUGGUCUUCACGCCGGCAUGACUGAGUUUCAGGAGAAACUGAGGCAGCAGCAUGAGAACUCCAUGCACCAAGAGCUGGAGAAGCUCCUCUCCACCACCAAGGGAGUGGAGGCUGAGAACUCCAGGAAAGAUUUUGAAGGAUUUAAGCAGCUGUUCCAUAGGUUCCUGCAGGUGAAGGGGCCAUCAGUGGACUGGGCCAAAAUCAACAGACCUCCUGAGGAUUCGAUCCAGCCGUACGAGCGGAUCCAUGCGAAAGGUUUGCCGGAGGCCGUAGCGGCCAGUCUAAAUAAGUUGGCGGUGGUGAAGCUGAAUGGUGGUCUCGGCACCAGCAUGGGCUGCAAAGGCCCGAAGAGUCUGAUCAGCGUUCGGAAUGAGAACACCUUUCUGGAUCUGACCGUGCAACAGAUUGAGCACCUGAAUAAGACGUAUAACACUGACGUCCCUCUGGUCCUGAUGAACAGCUUCAACACAGAUGAAGACACCAAGAAGAUUCUGCAGAAAUACACUCACCACAGAGUAAAAAUACACACCUUCAACCAGAGCAGAUACCCCAGGAUAAAUAAAGAGUCUCUGUUGCCGGUGGCGACCAAUAUGGGUCUGACAGGUAACAACUGUGAGGCAUGGUAUCCUCCUGGUCAUGGAGACAUCUACGCCAGCUUCUGUAACUCAGGGCUGCUGGACAAGCUCCUCUCUGAGGGGAAAGAGUACAUCUUCGUCUCCAACAUCGAUAACCUGGGCGCUACGGUGGACCUGCACAUCCUCAACCACCUGAUGAGCCAACCGGCUGACAAACGCUGCGAAUUCGUCAUGGAGGUCACAGACAAAACACGGGCUGACGUCAAGGGUGGGACUCUGAUCCAGUAUGAAAAUAAACUGAGGCUGCUGGAGAUCGCACAGGUGCCGAAAGCGCACGUCGACGAGUUCAAAUCCGUCACAAAGUUCAAAAUCUUCAACACCAACAACCUGUGGAUCAGCCUGCCUGCCAUAAAGAGACUGCAUGAGCAAAACGCCAUGGACAUGGAGAUCAUCGUCAAUCCGAAGACACUGGAUGGUGGUCUGAACGUGAUCCAGCUGGAGACGGCCGUGGGCGCGGCCAUCAAGUGCUUCGACAACGCGCUGGGCAUCAAUGUCCCCCGCAGCCGCUUUCUGCCUGUCAAGACCACCUCCGACCUCCUACUGGUCAUGUCCAACCUGUACAGCCUGGAGGCGGGGUCUCUGACCAUGAGCGAGAAAAGAGAGUUCCCCACCACGCCCCACGUCAAACUGGGCAGUUCAUUCACCAAGGUGCAGGAUUUCUUGCGGAGAUUUGAGAGUAUUCCAGACAUGCUGGAGCUGGAUCAUCUCACCGUGUCUGGAGACGUCACUUUCGGAAAGCAGGUUGCUCUGAAGGGCACGGUCAUAAUCAUCGCUAAUCACGGAGAUCGGAUCGACAUUCCGGCCGGAGCGAUGCUGGAGAACAAGAUUGUCUCCGGAAACCUGCGCAUCCUGGACCACUGAAGCCUUUCUACACUCACACUCUCAACACCAGUCACACACGCUGCCUCUUACUGCCUCUUACAUACGGCCCAUAUCCAGCUUCUCGACUGUUAGAGUCCGUCUGUCUGUCUGCCUGUGGGCUCUUAUCCAUGUGUGUGAGUGAAUGGAUGUAUAUGAGUAACUGUGUAUGCAUAUACAGUACUGUGCGAAAGUUUUAGGCACAUGAAAAAAUUAGAGUGAAAAACUAUUUAUCUGGUCAUUAAGCAUUAUUUGCUCAGAAAACACAGCAGAAUAAAUACAAAAAUAUUAAUACAGAAACUGAUUUUCCAAACCUCUCCUCAAGGAAACCUGCUGUUAAUUGCAGCUUUGGCCAGCCAGUACUUCAUUAUGUUAAAUCAAGUGUUGCCGAUGAUAUUCAACAAAUCUUUGUGAUGGCUGGGGGCAUGGAGGAGAUUAGCCUUACAAGCUUUCAACUCCUUUUUUGAAAGAAAAAAAAAUUACUUUUACUGUAUUUGUUAAUUUGCAUUUAUUCUGUUUAUAUGGUGUUUUUACUAGCAAAAACACUAAUUCUCAAGAGUGUAUAUGCAUACCCAUGUUAUGUAUUUGCAUGUGUAUGUGUGUAUGUAUACAUUAUAUAUAUCUCAUCAUUAUCCAAUGAUCACCUUUAGCAUUGUGUCCCUUACAGUCACGGUCAGUUUGAUUUUCACUGUAAUUCUAUCUGAAUGUAUACUGUGACGGUCAGCUGCUGUCGGUCCUGCUAGACUGAACACACUGAAGAUGAACGACUCAGUAAUGAUUUCCCCCUUUAGCCGUUGGUCCAGGAUCAGGUGUGGUACCUCCUAAUGGUAAUGAAUGGGUCUGUAGCAUGGAAUGCAGAUCUCAGGUCAGGCUGUGUGUGUGUUUGAAGGCGGUAGAGGCUGUUACAUCGGAUGCUCUGGAUGGAAUUAAAGUGCAAUACGCAAAUACA